This is a messenger RNA of Schistocerca gregaria, 2581 nucleotides long. RefSeq names its product cytochrome P450 6j1-like. The transcript has 8 exons. Bases 88 to 1617 code for a protein of 509 amino acids. Gene Ontology annotation, molecular function: heme binding; oxidoreductase activity, acting on paired donors, with incorporation or reduction of molecular oxygen; monooxygenase activity. The record is from RefSeq and is a predicted model, not a curated record. NCBI's taxonomy places the organism in Eukaryota, Metazoa, Arthropoda, Insecta, Orthoptera, Acrididae.
UGCAUCAAUGAGACACGGUGGUGCAUCGCUUCAGCGCCCAGACUCCACUCGUAGGCAACAACGUAGCAGCCGGACCGUUGGACAAGCAUGGCGCUGGUGACCUGGAGCUGGGUGCUGGACGGGCUGCUGUUGCUGCUGCCGCUGCUCUACUGGUACACGACGCGCCACUACUCUCUCUGGAAGAGGCUCGGGGUGCCCUACGUGAAGCCGAAGCUGGUCGUCGGAAACAUGGGCGGCGUCGUGACCGGCCGCCAGCACAUGGGGGAGCCCAUAUACGAGUGCUACCUGCGGGCAGGGGACGAGCCCUUCAUGGGAAUGUUCGCCUUCGAUCAGCCGCUCCUGAUGGUCAAGGACCCCGAACUCGUGGGCCGUGUCUUGGCCUCGGAUUUUUCCUCCUUCUACCGGCUAAAUUUUACCCUCCCAGAAUCAGAGGAAUCUCUGGGUGGACGGUCAAUCUUCUCCACCAAUGGUCCAAGGUGGAAGAUGUUACGUAAUGUAUUGACGCCAGGUUUCACUUCCGGCAAGAUGAAGCGCAUGUUCAAUCUGGUCGAAGAGUGUGGACAAGAAUUGGUUGAGCACCUGACAGCUGCUACGAAAAAAGACAGCAACGUGGAUGUGCAGGACCUUAUGGUGUGCUACACGACUGACGUCGUUUGUUCGACGUUUCUGGGCGUGAAGGGCGGCGCCCUGCAAGACCCUAAGGCUCCCAUGCGGCAGAGCCUGACUAGGAUGCUUCGAGACGACUUGGUGGGCCGUCUGGCUCAGUCUAUGAGCUUCCUGGCGCCUAAGCUGUUCGAGAAACUGAACGUCAACAUCUUCAAUAAAGAACUCGAGGAUUUCCUUUCCAAGACCACUCAAGAGACAAUGGACUACCGCAAGAAAAACGGCGUUGUGCGAGAAGACAGCAUCGACCUGUUGAUGCGCGUCCUUGACGAGUCGAAGCGCAUGGUGGACGAGACUGGUCAGGAAUUCAAAUUCGACCAGAGGGACGUUGUGGCGCAGGUGCUGAGCUUCCUAUCGGCGGGCUUCGAGACCUCCGCCUCGACCAUGAUGUUCACACUAUACGAGCUGGCCCUGAACCAGGAGCUGCAGCAGCGCAUCCGCCAGCAGGUGAAGGAGGUGGCCGCCAAGCAUGGCGGCAUCACGUAUGAAGCGAUCGCGGAGAUGACCGACCUCAUAAACACCGUCAACGAGGCCCUCCGCAUGUACCCCGUGGUCAACUUCCUGGACCGACGCUCGACGCGCGACUACCAGAUCCCCGGCACGUCCGUGGUGCUGCCCAAGGACACUGGGGUGGUGGUGUCGGUGCUGGGACUGCACUACGACCCCAAGUACUGGCAGCAGCCGCACCGCUUCCUGCCCGACAGGUUCAGCGAGGAGAACUCCAAGGGCCGGCCCAACUACACCUACAUGCCCUUUGGCGACGGGCCCAGGCAGUGCAUUGGGAUGAGGGCGGGUCAGAUGCAGGUGCGUCUCGGCCUGGCGCACAUCCUCAGCAACUUCGUCGUCGGUCCCUCGGCGUACACGCGAGUCCCGCUGCCUCUGGACCCCAGGAACUUCAUCCGAAGACCAGAAGGGCCGCUGGUGCUCAGCUUCCAGCCUCUGGCGGCGCAGUGACGCGGCGUGUGCAGCCAGUGUUCCACGUGCAGCACCUGCACAAUUGGACCGCCACCGUGACAACUCACACGCCUAUCUUGCUUCAUAUGUUUUCACUUCGUUCUGCUUUCAACUUUCAUAGACCGGUGGCCUGAAAGGAACACUAAGGAAUUGCGAGGGACGUCCUCAUUGUAGCCAGGAAUACUUGUUAUCGAAGUCACAUGUACUGCUUCAUUAAUAACUACUGAAAUUACCCUCAUAGAACGUAGUCAUAUUCAGAACAUUAGGUAUGCCUAUCUACUGAAAGAGGUAAAUGCGUUUAGGAACUAUGUCGCAGUAGCAUAAUUUCAGUAGACAGUUAAACUGGCACUGCUGUGUAAACAUUACAUCAUAGGGCGGAAAUUAUUCUAGCCUGGGAGUUUAGGACUGUAAAUUGAACUAACUCCCAUUUUUUCUGUGAACCGUCUGAUUGCACUGUAUCGCUUUUCAAGAUCUCUCGAAUGUCGUUAACUAAAUCUGUUUUUAGAACAGACGGUAAGAGUAUUAUCGACGCAACAAAAUACUCGUUCCUCUGUGUACCAUCACGUGCAAGAAACUUUGUGUUGAUAACUUAAUUUGUUCAUGUAGUGUAUAGUUUAUACUUCGUGAACACUCUGUGCAUAGGAGACUGCUUAUAAUUGAAUUUUUGCCUAUCUUUAUGUCUCCCAGCGUGUUAAUGGUGGUAGAGAGUUUUGGAGGCAGUCUUCUGAUAUUAUUAACAGGAGACUCCUGUUACGGAAUGAGACACUCUUACUAUUACCUAUAUGCACCGGCUAAUUGCAUUUUUGUGAGCGACAUGGAGUACUGUUUACGUAGUUACAUUCAAUCACUAAAAUAACAAAAUAAUGUAUUUUUAAUAGGUACACGUUAUUUUUUUGUCAGUUCUCUGUGAUAAGAAUAAUGUAAGAGAUUGAAAAACUGAAAUAAAGCAAUUUUUCUUAAAAUG